Molecule: messenger RNA, 975 nt
Organism: Cladocopium goreaui
Lineage: Eukaryota; Dinophyceae; Suessiales; Symbiodiniaceae
Source: the annotation of a GenBank genome assembly
AUGCCAUCUCUUGGACAAGUUGAUGUCUUAUCUGACGAUGAGGGACACACCAAGUCGAACAAUGAAGCAGUGCCGAGGGUGAGGCAAAGAGGGCCCUCCAGUCUCAGGUUACCUGCAAGAAGCCGCAUUUUUCGUGUCAAAGUGGGUGUUGCACAUGUGGGGAAACAUGAUCCACGACAUCUAGCCAACCUCAUCAGAAGCAAAUGUGGUUGCAAAUCAGAUUGCUUUCAAGCUUUUCGAUCCCAUGAACAUCAGCUGCAAGAAUGGAUGACGCUUCGAAAGAACAUUGCAAAGUUGUCAAAGCUCGAGCAUGACAAGUACGUCUACAAGAUCCUCCAGGCUCAGGACAGCACUCCGUGCCGGGGUUCGCGACACCUGUCGGUUGAACUGCUCACCCGCUACAAAGAUUGGACAAACUGGCUGUCUUUCCACUUCGGGCAUGCGAAGUUAAAGGGCAUUGGUGGCCCAGGGGCACCUCAUGUGAUGCGAUUGGAAAGGACGAAACAGUGGAUGAGUGAUCAAGCUUGGCAACCCACCACGUUCUUGUUCCUUCCAGCCUCAGUGGCUCAGCGGGUUCAGGGUGACUCUCCUCCAGGUUUCAUGGAGAAGCCAGUGAACCCCCAGUCUGAUGAGAGCAAGUCCCUCCGGAAAUAUGCGGCUUUGCCACAACUGGGACCUGCGGUUGGCCGGUCUGCCUGGCCAACGGUGCAAGGAUCGGGUCGUGAUUCGGCACAAAAUGAACAUCUCACUGCAAUGGGCGGCCCAAAGCGGAAGGCACCUAGCACUGGAACGGCUGGGUCUAAGGCCAAGGCGAGUAAGAAAGGUAACAAUGCUACCUUGAGUGUUCCACCUGAUGCCAUGAAGUUGCCCCAUCUUCGAAUCUAUGAUGACUGGGCGCAAGAGAACCUGUUCUCGGUCAACAAGACCCUGGAUGUCUUCCUCACACAUGAGCUCAGAAAGGAGGCCAUAUCAUAG